AUGAAUGUGCUGAUUGGUUCUCGAAUUUAUUCAUUUUUCAGACGUUUGACUCUACAAAUUUGCAAUAUAAUGGCUGAUUUUGAAGUGUUUGGUAACCGUAAUUUGAAUGUCAAUCAAAUGAAUCAAGAAAUUAGCAGGGGAAUAGCACCGAAAACAAUCGACCGCGUCGAUCAAGCUUAUCAAAGUCGUCCAGGUGACAGCUCUGCACAUGUUCAUUUUGAGGGUGGUAAGCACGCACUAAGAGAUGAUGGAACAUGGAAGCAUGGAGGAAGAAAAUUGUCCAGAGCGGAGAAACAGUGGCUUCAAAACUGGAAUUGGCCGUUACCAAAUGAUCAGUAA
Molecule: messenger RNA, 339 nt
Organism: Adineta ricciae
Lineage: Eukaryota; Metazoa; Rotifera; Eurotatoria; Adinetida; Adinetidae
Source: the annotation of a GenBank genome assembly